AUGCCACGACAGCCACUUGCCACGCGACGCCAGAUCAAAGAGCAUGAAGCGCACACAAAUCACAGAUUUAGUUGGCGCCAAAAAUGUUACGCAAUUGGCGCAUUUGCGUUAGAGCAUGGCUGUUCUGCAGCAAGCACAGCCUUUGGGGUCAGCCGAAAUGUUGCACGUUACUGGCGGACGAAGCUGCUGGACCCCACAUUUCAUCCACGACCCUGGGGCAGGAGUGAAUACAAUGAUCUGAAGUGGGGUGAGGAUGGUGAGGCUCUCAUCCAAUCACUUGUUUGGUGUAACGUUCAGUUCACCCAACGUUCAAUUUACAAGCCCAUGUCACACAAUUGCAUGAGCAGGGCAUCACCGUCUCGACAUCCUUCGUUGCCCACAUCUUCCGGGGCUGGCGAUGGAGUUGGCAAAAGCCAUGUGUCCAACAGCUACAAAAGUACACACCCCUCAACAUUUGCUACUACGCUCAAUUCAUCUCCAUCAUCCCCUGCCUCCCCCCCAUUCGGCUCAAAUUCCUUGACGAAGCACACUUCGUCUCCCGGCACCUGCAACGCAAUCGCAUCAUCUCGCCAACGGGCAGCACUCCCUUCCUCCGCACCACCUCUGAAAUCUCUGACUCAUUCUCCCUCACCCUGCUCACCGACCUCUCUGACCCCGACAUUCCAUUCUUCAUCGACAUGCGAGCGAAUUCGAACACUGAGUGGGAUUACGCAUCCUUCAUCAGUGCGGCGCUUGCUGCUGGGCGGCUUCUUCCGGGCGACUUCCUCUUCGUCGACAACGCUUCGAUUCACUUUGGCGCUGAGACCCGACCCUUCUUACGCGAGAUGCUGA
Acanthamoeba castellanii str. Neff is the source of this 831-nucleotide messenger RNA. RefSeq lists its product as uncharacterized. Lineage: Eukaryota; Discosea; Longamoebia; Acanthamoebidae. The transcript has 3 exons. The record is from RefSeq and is a predicted model, not a curated record. The coding region runs from base 1 to 831 and encodes 276 amino acids.